AUGCACGUCGUCUCUAGUAUGACGAUGUUGGGCCUGGCGACCCCCGUCCUCACUCAGUCCGCGGAGCCCUUCAACCUCAGCCGACUCACCCUCCACCCCAGCCGAUGGCAGGACAACCAGGACCGCACACUGUCCUACCUGCACUACGUGGACCUAGACCGGCUCCUGUACAACUUUCGGUCUAACCACGGGCUCUCCACGGCGGGGGCAGCGGUAAACGGCGGGUGGGACGCACCAGAUUUCCCCUUCCGCUCACACACGCAGGGCCACUUCCUUUCUGCGUGGGCGCAAUGCUACGCAUCUCUGAGCGAUGACGAGUGCAGGUCCCGAGCCGUGUCGUUCGUAUCCGAGUUGGCCAAGUGUCAGGCCAACAAUGACGCCGUGGGGUUCAGCGAGGGUUACUUAUCCGGCUUUCCCGAGUCGGACUUUGCCAAGCUGGAGAACGGGACGCUGGACAAUGGCAACGUGCCGUACUACUGCAUCCACAAGACUAUGGCCGGACUGCUGGACGUGUGGCAGCACAUCGGGGACGAGACGGCGCGGGUGGUGCUGCUCGGGAUGGCAGGGUGGGUAGACACGCGGACCGCCGCACUGCCAGAAGCGGUCAUGCAGACGGUCGUUCUGGAGACGGAGUUUGGAGGAAUGAAUGACAUCAUGGCGCUGCUGUACACGGCGACGGGGGACGAGCGGUGGCUAGACGUGGGGGCUCGGUUCGACCACGCGGCCGUGAUGGACCCCAUCGCGGCAGGGACGGACGACCUCGACGGCUUGCACGCCAACACGCAAGCGCAGAAGCUAGUGGGCGCGAUGAACGAGUUCUUCGCCACGGGAACGCAGCGGUACCUGACGAUUGCGCGCAACGCGUGGGACAUCAUCACGGGCGCGCACACGUACGCCAUCGGGGGCAACAGCCAGGCUGAGCACUUCCACGCCGCCAACGCCAUAGCGUCGUACCUGGACAACGACACGGCCGAGACGUGCAAUACGUACAACAUGCUCAAGCUGACACGGGAGCUGUGGCGCAACGCGCCCAACGACUCGACGACGGCGUACUUCGACUUCUACGAGGGCGCGCUGCUCAACCAUCUCCUCGGCGUGCAGGAUCCGUCAAGCGCGCACGGGCAUGUGACGUACUUUACGUCGCUGAACCCAGGCGCGCUUCGGGGGCUGGGACCGGCGUGGGGGGGAGGCACGUACAGCACCGACUACGACACGUUCUGGUGCUGCCAAUCCACUUCGCUCGAGACCUUUACCAAGCUGGUGGACUCGGUGUACUGGCACGCCGGAGACGACGAUCUCUACGUGAACCUGUUUAUCCCGUCGAGCGUGGAGUGGACGGUCAAGGGGGUGACUGUGACGCAGGACACGGACAUCCCCGUGGGGGACACGACGAGCAUCAGCGUCGGAGGCUCCGGGUCCUUCACCAUGCAUAUACGCAUCCCUGGCUGGGCGGAGACGAACGCGAGCGUCACUGUCAACGGUGAGGAUUAUGGCUCUACUACGGCUGUGGCCGGGUCCUAUUUUGUCUUGGAAAGGGACUGGAGCGACGGGGAUACCGUAUCUGUCAGGCUGCCGAUGAAGCUGAGGACCAUCCCGGCCAACGACGAUGAGGGUGUCGCUGCACUGGCGUGGGGGCCGACGGUGCUUGCAGGGAAUUAUACGGGGCAGGAACUGAAGGAUCUCCCUACGAUCGAUGUGGAUUCUGUCGAGCGCACGGGGGGCGACGACGGUGGUUUGGUAUUCGAAGGUACGGCGGGGGGUGAGUCGGUUCAGUUAUUACCUUUUUAUGAUGCCCAGGGGUGGGAGUAUACGGUUUAUUGGAAGUUGGCGUAG
Geosmithia morbida is the source of this 1833-nucleotide messenger RNA. RefSeq lists its product as uncharacterized. The transcript has a single exon. NCBI's taxonomy places the organism in Eukaryota, Fungi, Ascomycota, Sordariomycetes, Hypocreales, Bionectriaceae. Bases 1 to 1833 code for a protein of 610 amino acids. The record is from RefSeq and is a predicted model, not a curated record. Gene Ontology annotation, biological process: carbohydrate metabolic process.